This is a messenger RNA of Caretta caretta (loggerhead turtle), 1155 nucleotides long. NCBI's taxonomy places the organism in Eukaryota, Metazoa, Chordata, Testudines, Cheloniidae. The record is from RefSeq and is a predicted model, not a curated record.
CGGGCCGGCGGGAGGGGCGAGGCCUGGUGGCGAGUAGCGGCGGCGGAAGAGUCACUGCCGGCCCACCCGCGCUCGGGACGGCGGCGGCGGCGGAGGAAGCGACGAGCCGAUUGGAUAUGAGAGAAGUAUAAGGUAAAGAGUGACGCUGAAGAAAGAUGAGAUUUGGCUGUCUUUCCUUCCGGCAACCCUAUGCUGGAUUGGUUUUGAACAAAGUCAAAACUAUAGAGACUCGUUGGCGUCCUUUGCUGUUAGACUACAAGAACUGCACUAUUGCUAUUCACAUAGCUUUCAAGGACUGGGAAGAUGAAACAUGGAAAGAGAUCCUUCUGAAUAGACUUGGCAUGACACCUAUGCAAGUUCAAGAGUUAUUAGAUAAAGGGGAAAAAUUUGGCAGAGGAGUUAUUGCUGGGCUGGUUGACAUUGGAGAGACCUCACAAUGUCCAGAAAAUUUAUCUCCUGAAAAGAUUUUGGAGCUGGAAAAUCAAGCUGUACUCACUAGCCUGGAGCAGAAAUACUUGACUGUUGUUUCAAAUCCAAGAUGGCUACUGGAACCGAUUCCUGCUAAAGGGGGCAAAGAUGUAUGGCAAGUGGAUAUCCCACAGGAACUGAUCCCUUUGGAACAUUAAGAUCUCAAGGCAGAGUCACCAGUUGCUGUUUUAUCACACAGUGGAACAGCAGAAGAAAUUGAGACAGCAGAAUCAACCUGAGCUGAAACAUGUGGAGUUUCUGCUAUAGAAAGGUCCAUCGCCAAUCCUCCUUUCUCACUUCGACCUAUUUCAGCUGUAGUCAUUUAUGCUAUUAGUUGAGCUUCAUGCUCCUAGACAGAGGUAUAUUAAAAUGAUGCUAGCUUACAGUGAACUUCAAUAAAGGAGUUCUAGAACAUCAUAAUGAUACCUGUGGUGUGCGGCUGUGACAUAAUAAAACAAUUGGUUUCCUAGCAAACUGAGGUAGUAAUGGCCAGACAAGUUAUAGCAUUUAUAUUUCAUUUACAAGAGAUGAGAUCUAAUCUACAAAAGGUCUCUUUAUGUAAAUAAAGCAUGUACUGAUUGGACAGGGCCACUGUCCCAUCCCCCCAGAGGCAGUCAUUUCUACAACAGGGAUGAGGGAAGUUUGUACUAUUGCUAUGGUUGAGAAUAAAGGGAGAAAUUUGUUCGA